AUGGUCCAAGAUGGGUUCCUGCUGCUAGUCGGCACCUUCAGAUCACCCGAGGUCUACACAUUACUAUUCAAGCCAGCCAGCCAGCCCGAUGGCCAGGCAUCCUUGAGCGUGGCCAGGACGUCCCCAGCGGUGGGGGGCCACUCGUGGCUCGCCCUGUCCAAGGACAAGACACGGCUCUACACGACGUGCUGGACGGAUCCCCCCUCAGUGGCGUCGUACCGCAUCCGCGACGACGCAUCAGUCGAGCUGCUAAACCAAAAGCCGGUGCGGGCGCUGAGCGGCUACGUGGCCGUGACUGAGCGGCACCUGUACUCGGCGGGCGGGCCCUCGGGCGAGGUGUUCGCCCUGGCGGCCGACGGGAGCAUCGGCGCCCUGGCGCAGGAGGUGUCGUUCCGGCGGGCCGAGGAGCUGGACGACGGCAAGCGCAGCGGCGUCGCGCACGGCAGCUUCGGCGGCCUGCGCCACGGCUCGCACUCGGUCGACCUGUCGCCCGACGGCCGCAGCCUGUACGUCGCCGACAUAGGCCACAACUGCAUCUGGACGUACUCGGUCGACGAGUCCGCCGCGGAGGGCCGCCCGCCCCUGGCCCUCGGCUCCAAGCACAUCUCGCCGCGGACGAACGACGGCCCCCGCCACACUUGGCCGCACCCGAGCGGCCGCGUGCUGUACUGCGUGCAGGAGCACAGCAGCAUGGUGGACGCGUUCCGCGUGGCGGACGACGGCGUCUCGCUCGAGCACAUGCACGGCUUCGCCAUCCUGCCGGAGGGCAAGCGGUGCGAAGACUUCUGGGCCGACGAGGUGCGGCUCAGCAACACGGCCGAGGACGGGGUGAGCCCGAGGUUCCUCUACGCCUCGACCCGCGGCCUGCAGCCCGAGACGAAGGGCUACGUCGCCGCGUAUGAGCUCAACGACGACGGCGACAUCAACGGCCCCGCGGUCGACAUCUUCGAGACGAGGACGAGUGGUGGGCUUGCGAAUGCUAUCGAGCCCGCGCCUGGGCCGAUUUCAGAGACUGGGGAGGAGUUUAUAGCUCUGACGGAUAGCGAGCAGGGCUUUGUGGUCAUUCUUGGGUUUGAUGGUAGGAAAUUCAGGGAGGUCGCGAUGACGAAGCUGGAGCGGGAGAACGGCGAGGUGGCACAAGCCGCGACUGCGGUUUGGCUGUGA
This is a messenger RNA of Diaporthe amygdali, 1164 nucleotides long. RefSeq names its product muconate cycloisomerase 1. Gene Ontology annotation, molecular function: 6-phosphogluconolactonase activity; protein binding. The transcript has a single exon. The record is from RefSeq and is a predicted model, not a curated record. Lineage: Eukaryota; Fungi; Ascomycota; Sordariomycetes; Diaporthales; Diaporthaceae. The coding region runs from base 1 to 1164 and encodes 387 amino acids.